This is a messenger RNA of Parnassius apollo (apollo), 534 nucleotides long. Lineage: Eukaryota; Metazoa; Arthropoda; Insecta; Lepidoptera; Papilionidae. The record is from the annotation of a GenBank genome assembly.
AUGAAAUCGAUCAUCCUAGUCACCGUUAUUGGAUUAUGCGCUGCUGGCGCACUCUCAGCGUACGUUCCACAAUACCGGUACUACCAGGACAUAAGACCCAGAGCUGCGUUGGAAAGAAACGCUGCAAUCCUGAGGUCCGACUCCGAAGUAAACGACCAGGGCUACCACUAUGCCUUCGAAACAGAAAACGGUAUACAAGCCGAGGAGACUGGACGGGAAGCAAAUGGAAUUGAAGCUCAAGGUGGAUAUUCAUACGUCGGCGACGACGGUCAGGUGUACAGCGUGAGGUACACCGCCGGCUCGAACGGCUUCCAGGCGCAAGGUGCUCAUCUCCCCACCCCGCACCCUAUCCCCGAGGCCAUCGCUAGAGCUCUCCAAGAGAAUGCCAGAGAUGAAGCCAAUGGCAUUUAUGAUGACGGAAGCUACCAUCAGGGAAAAUAUACGGACGCUUCAGGAUCAGGGGUAGUCGUAGCGCGUAAUCGUUACAACCUUCCCUUCAGACAGUUCCCCAGCUCCGGUUUCAGGAACUAUUAA